This is a messenger RNA of Salpingoeca rosetta, 2776 nucleotides long. Its product is annotated as vasa. NCBI's taxonomy places the organism in Eukaryota, Choanoflagellata, Craspedida, Salpingoecidae. Gene Ontology annotation, molecular function: ATP binding; RNA helicase activity; protein binding. The record is from RefSeq and is a predicted model, not a curated record. The coding region runs from base 42 to 2663 and encodes 873 amino acids. The transcript is spliced from 19 exons.
CACUACCCCAACGAAGAAGGACGACAACCACAACUGCCACGAUGAGCUCCACACAGCAACACCAGCAGCAGUGGCUGGAGUACAGCACGCCUGAAGGGCGGACGUACUACUACAACACCGCGACAAAGCAGUCUGUCUGGGACAAGCCUGCCGAGCUGCAGCGGCAACAGCAGCCUGCUGCAGCACCACAGGUCACCGCGCCUCAGCGGCAAGUACAACAGGAGCCACAACAAGCACAGAAGAAGCCAUUCAUGGCCUUCUCAGCUGGGCUGUCGGGAUCAAGCAGCGCAACAGCAACCAAGAACAACACAGUAACAUCUGCUGGUACCAAGCCACGCUUCAACCCACUCGCUGACGAAGACGACGGAGAUGAAGAGGGAAGCGGCGCCAAAGAGCAGCCACGGAAGCGGGCGUUCCUGCUGCAGCAGGCUGCACGCCAAGCGACCGCUGCAAGCGUGUUCAGCACCGACGACGAUGAUGCCGGUGGCGAAGACGAGGAUGAAGAUGAGGAUGAGGUGGACCCGCUGGACGCAUUUAUGGCGGGCAUCGACGAUCAAGUGGAGAAGGAAAAGCUCACGGCUGGGCAGGAAAAGAAGAAGCCGCGGCGUGACGACAUUGAGGACUUGGACGAGCACGAACAGCUCUUCAAACAUCUGGAGGAGAAGAAGGCGGAACGCGCCGAUGAGGUCGUCGAAGAGGUGGAGUAUGACGAGGACGGAAGGGUCAUCCGGAAACGCACCUUUAAGAAGGACAAGGAUCCCCUGGGCGAGAUUAACCAUGACGAAAUCAACUAUCCUCCCUUCAACAGAUGUUUCUACACCGAACACGAGGACGUCUCCAAACUCAACAGCGCGGAGGUGCGGGAGUUGCGACGUCAGCUCGGCGUUGAGGCAACAGGGAGUGGCGUUCCAAAGCCGUGCGUCAGCUUUGCGUAUUUCGGCUUCGACGAUGUCAUGAUGCAACUCAUCCAGCGACAGGGAUUCGCACAGCCAACCCCAAUCCAGGCCCAGGCCGUGCCCACGGUGAUGAGCGGGCGCGAUGUGAUUGGAAUUGCGGAGACAGGAUCCGGUAAGACCGCCGCCUUUGUCUGGCCAAUGAUCAAGCACAUCCUCGACCAGCCAGACCUCAAGCGCGGUGACGGCCCAAUUGCCGUCCUGCUUGCACCGACACGAGAGCUGUGCAUGCAGAUCAGCCAGAACACACGUCGCUAUGCAAAGCACUACAACAUUCGCGUUGCAACCGUCUACGGUGGCGGGAGCCGAUACGAGCAAGUGAAGACGUUGAAGGACGGGUGCGAAGUUGUAGUAGCGACACCAGGUCGUCUGAUCGAUCUCAUCAAGGACAAGGCAACGAACCUGCGGCGGGUGACGUAUCUUGUGUUAGAUGAGGCAGAUAGGAUGUUUGACAUGGGGUUCAGUCUCCAAGUCAACAGCAUCAUCAACCACACGCGGCCUGAUCGACAAACGCUCCUCUUCACCGCGACGUUCAAGAAGAAGGUGGAGAAAUUGGCCCGCCAGGCGUUGCGGAAUCCUGUUCGCAUCGUCGUCGGCACUGUCGGAAAGGCGAACACGGACAUUGAGCAGCGAGUCGAGAUUAUGCAGGACACCGCCUCCAAGUGGGGCUGGCUCAAGGCACACCUGGUUGAGAUGCAGUCAGCUGGUAACGUGCUGGUGUUUGUCAACAAGAAGGCGGAUGCAGAGACACUUCACGAGAGCAUGGUUGCUGCCGGGUUUCAAGCUGUUGUUAUCCACGGUGACAUUGACCAGAUCACGCGACAGGAAGUUCUGUCAAAGUUCAAGAAGCAGACAGUGCGCAUCCUCGUCGCCACAGACGUCGCAGCGCGCGGGCUGGACAUUCCAUCUGUGCGCAACGUGGUCAACUUUGAUGCUGCGAUGAGCAUCGACACACACACGCACCGCAUCGGCCGUACAGGCCGCGCGGGCGUGAAGGGCACAGCGUGGACGCUGCUGCUGCCCACAGAGACGUCGUUUGCCGCACAGCUGGUGGAGAGUCUUGAGGCCGCCAGCCAACGCGUCUCAGACGCGCUCCUGCACAUGGCCGAACAGGACCCGAGGUUUCGCCAGCGCCGCCACCGCGGUGAACACACGUACGGGCGCGGACGCGGGCGAGGGCGAGGAAGGGGAGCAGGAUUCGCACCACCCCACAUGAUGGGGCCUGGGCCACAGCGACACGACACAUACCAGCACUACCAACAGCAACCACAGCAAUACCACCACCAGCAACAGCAGCAACCACAACAGCACUACCAACAACCACAGCAGUACCAGCAACAACCGCAACAGUACCAGCACUCCCAACAACCACAACAGUACCAGCAACAACCGCAACAGUACCAGCCACAGCAUUACCACCAACAACAGCCACAACAGCAACCACAACAGCCACAACAGCAGUAUCAUCAGCACCAGCAGCCGCCGCCGGGUGGCCGGGGUCGGGGUGCGCCGGCACCGCAGUCGAAACCGCGACGCAGCCGACCUGGCCUUGGCUUUGACACGCGCCAGCAGCCAUCGUCGUCAUCAUCAUCAUGGACACAGCAACAGCAGCCACAACAACAACAGCCACAACAGCCACAGCAGCAGGCGUCAUCGUCCAAAGCAGCGGCGAAGCAAAAGUUCAUGUCCGCGUUCACGAAGGCGCAGUGACGCGAUGAUGCUCAGCCACGUGCACCAGGCUGCUUGCAGAUUCGCAGUUGUUUACAGUUGUACUCACCAACACACACACACAUACACAAGAAGAGUGAACAAACGAAAGGACG